Messenger RNA from Fulmarus glacialis (Northern fulmar), 1026 nucleotides. It is a transcript of the gene TAMM41, whose product is annotated as TAM41, mitochondrial translocator assembly and maintenance protein, homolog (S. cerevisiae). Bases 19 to 888 code for a protein of 289 amino acids. The transcript has 7 exons. Gene Ontology annotation, biological process: cardiolipin biosynthetic process; CDP-diacylglycerol biosynthetic process. Gene Ontology annotation, molecular function: phosphatidate cytidylyltransferase activity. The record is from RefSeq and is a predicted model, not a curated record. Lineage: Eukaryota; Metazoa; Chordata; Aves; Procellariiformes; Procellariidae. Gene Ontology annotation, cellular component: mitochondrion.
CCUUAUCCACAGAACAAUAUGCUGGACUUCGUGUUUGCUGUUGAUGAUUCUGUGACCUGGCAUAUGAUGAACUUGUUAAAGAACAGGAGUCAUUAUUCCUUCCUAAAAGUUUUUGGGCCAAAACAGAUAAGUAGUAUACAGAGCUAUGGAGCAGGGAUUUACUACAAUACUUUAGUGCCAUGUAAUGGUAGGAUGAUAAAAUACGGUGUAAUUAGCACUGAUACCCUGAUUGACGAUUUACUUCACUGGAAAACCCUCUAUGUCUCUGGACGCCUACAAAAACCGGUGAAAAUACUGACUCAGAAUGAGAAUAGCAAGCUACAAGCUGCUCUUGUUAGCAAUCUGAAGAGUGCAGUCACAGCAGCCUUUCUCAUGUUACCAGAAAGUUUCUCUGAAGAAGACCUCUAUAUGCAGAUUGCAGGACUCUCCUAUUCUGGUGAUUUCAGAAUGAUAGUAGGAGAAGACAGAUCAAAAGUGCAAAACAUAGUGAAACCUAACGUUCCCCAUUUUCAGAAGCUGUACAGUAACAUAUUACAGGACUGCCCUCAAGUGGUAUAUAAGCACCAUCUGGGAAGGCUAGAGAUUGAUAAAAGUCCAGAAGGUCAAUUUACACAACUAAUGGCUUUGCCAAGGACUCUGCAACAAAAGAUAACUUCUCUGGUAGACCCUCCUGGAAAAAACAGAGAUGUGGAAGAAGUUUUACUGCAAGUUGCCCAUGACCCUGACUGUGGAUUUGUGGUGCAUCAAGGCAUUUCGGGAAUUGUGAGAUCUUCCAGUAUAGUGCAGAGUGCUAAAACCAUACUAACAGCUGGGGCAAAGAAAUCUGUAACUUACAGUACGAAGAAAUUAUAUAAAAUGACAAAGGGAUGGUUAAGGAAGACAUCUUGAGUCUUGACAUACUGUGUACGGGUAAAUAAAUGGUACUUUUUCUCUAAAUAUUUUGCAGAUGUUGCUUUGCCUGCUUGAGAAGAUUAAAGUGCAUUUAAAAAGUCUGUUCUAAUCAUUCACAUGCCCAUUUUUACUACU